Molecule: messenger RNA, 876 nt
Organism: Plutella xylostella (diamondback moth)
Lineage: Eukaryota; Metazoa; Arthropoda; Insecta; Lepidoptera; Plutellidae
Gene: Arpc3A
Product: Actin-related protein 2/3 complex, subunit 3A
Biological process (GO): Arp2/3 complex-mediated actin nucleation; regulation of actin filament polymerization
Cellular component (GO): Arp2/3 protein complex; cytoskeleton
Source: RefSeq, a predicted model, not a curated record
AAUUUGACGUUGACGUUAGUCGUGAAAUUAUUGUGGUUUGUGUGUGAAUGAAUCAUUUUCGGUUUUAUCAAUUUAUUCUGGAAAAACAACACAACUAAUACAUCGACAAAGCGUGAAAUAGUAAUCUAAAAUGCCGGCGUAUCACUCGACGUUGACUGACUACACCCAGUCUGUUGGAAACCUGGCGUUGCUGCCAAUCCGGACCACCUUCAGAGGGCCAGCUCCAAUAAACCCCAAGCUAGAAUUAGAUGUUAUUGAUGAAGCACUCAACUACUUCAAAGCUAAUGUGUUCUUCAGAUUCUAUGAGAUCAAGUCGGACGCAGACAGAGUGCUGAUCUACCUGACGCUGUAUGUGUCGGAGUGCUUGAAGAAGCUGCAGAAGUGCUCCAGCAAGAGCCAGGGCCAGCAGGAGAUGUACAUGCUGGCCAUCUCCAAGUUUGACAUCCCGGGAGAGCCGGGGUUCCCCCUCAACUCUGUUUAUGCUAAACCUUCCAGCCCCCAGGAAUCAGAUUUAAUGAGGCAGUAUUUACAACAGCUCCGUCAUGAAACAGGGAAUAGAGUGGUUGAAAAGGUGUUUGCAACUGAAGAUGGGAAGCCGAGCAAGUGGUGGCUCUGCUUCGCCAAGAGGAAAUUCAUGGACAAGUCUCUCUCAGGACCCGGCCAAUAGGAGGAAAAAGCCAAAAACUAACAUUUAUGUAUAGGCAUUUAUUUUAUAUCUUUAACACAAUGUAUAAGACUUGUACAAAAGUAUUCUUUCAAUUUACUUAAUUAUUUACUAUUUUUUAAUGCUCUUAAAAAUACUACUUCAAAAUACUUUACUAGAUUAAUCAGUUGAUUGCAAAUAUUGUCAGUCACUAAUAAAAAUCUUCAAAUACA